Molecule: messenger RNA, 213 nt
Organism: Colletotrichum paranaense
Lineage: Eukaryota; Fungi; Ascomycota; Sordariomycetes; Glomerellales; Glomerellaceae
Exons: 1
Coding region: 1-213 (70 amino acids)
Source: RefSeq, a predicted model, not a curated record
AUGCGUCGCAACCUUACAGAUACGACAAUGGAGGUCGGGGGCGUUUCUCGACCGAUGACGAGCCCCACCGAUCUGCACGAAGUCUGCCAGAACGAGCCGGGAUGCUGCCAACUUUCGCACGCGAGGGCUGAAUCCAUCAGACUAAAAAAAAAAAAAAAAAGAUACCCAUGGUUGUGUGGCCUUUGCAUACAUGCAGGCAUGGCAUUACUCUGA